UUGACUUUGAGGCCACUUAACUUACCUUUGGAAAGGUAUAAAAUAAUUACUUAAACGCUUUCAACUUAUCAAUUCAAAUAGCUAUUUCUGAAGGAUAUAAGUCACCGCCGUGUUCUAUAUGGCUGGCUAAUAAAUGGCUCUUGCCAAAUGUUAUUUGUGGUCUUUUUUUUCUGUUUCUUUUAUUUUCAAGUCGGUUACAAAUUUUGGGAGACAAAUAUUAGUUCAAUAAUAAUUUCUGAUCCCAACAGGCAUGUUGAAAUGCAAACAAAACAAAGCAGAGUUGGAAUUCAGUCUAUAAAAAGCAACUAAAAAAACAAAAAAAAAUGCUUCAUUAGAGUCGGCUGUUCAGUUUUUCGAGAAUGCUAGUGGAACACGUCAUGGCAAUCUUCUCGGCAUUGGCAAUCUUCUAUUAUGACGCCUGAUUAAAAGCAACAAAUUCUAUCUGCUACCCAUUAAUAGAAAAGCCCACCAUCCAAAAAGAAACAAUAUAAAUCUCCGACUUUGUCUAAUAAGACGGCCUUUAAUCCCGGCCAUUUCUUUUUUAAUUCUUUUUCCUGCGAUUUCCCCAUAUUAUUACCAUUCAACAAAACCCACAUUUUUCGAACCAAUCGCUUUUUUCAGAGCUGCGAUGGUCUAACAUUGUAACAAAUCAGAAAAAAAACACCUUACCAGUGGCCAAUCACAAGAACUUAUAUUCAAACACUCCGCGGAUUACCAUUUUGAAAGCUGAAAUACUAAACAAGCAUCGAUAGAAUGUUACUAAAGAACGAUUCAAGCAUUAUUGCCUCCCCUUUUUCGUUCCCUUCUACCGUUCAAAACGUAUCCCAGAUGGACGACGACCCGAAUAAAACUUCCCUCGUCGACUGCUCGUCGUGGGAACACAUCAAUCCGAAUGAGAGCAUCGAGCUAGCUUACCAAAUUGCGCGAGCAGCAGUCGGGAUUUUUGCAAUGAUUGGCAACCUGCUGAUUAUUCUCUCAGUGAUUCGUUUUAACUACUUAAAGAAAGCCUCCGCGUAUUACCUCUGUAACAUGGCUUUAGCCGACUUUCUGCUCGGUUUCGUGGGUGCGACGUAUUAUUUACGAGUGAGUUAUUUUUCGAAAACGAGUCAAAUCACUCGGAAUCUCAGCUUCGUCGUGCAUAACUUCGCCGUGCUGCACAGCAUGUCGAGUAUGGUGAUUGUUGCGGCCGAUAGAUUCAGUUACAUUUGCCACCCGCUAACAUAUGAGGCGAAAAUCUUCGCAACCCGACCCUAUCUGUUCAUAAUUGUGUCUCUCGUUUGGACCACUGUGUUGAUUUGUGCACUGACCUAUCUGUUUGUGAACCACAUUCACAUAAUGAUAAAGUACGGAUCUUUUUUCGACCUCGUGUACUUCAUAAUAGCGGUAGUGUUGCUCUGUGUUCUUUACGGGGCGAUUCUGAAAGUAGCACACGAACAGCGAGCGAAAGACAAGAAGCAAAUGUCGAUCUACAUGCCAAACCCGAACAGCAACAACACUCUUUCGGUUGCUUCCAAUGGGAACGCCGCUUCCAGUGCCAGCGCAACGGGAGGGGCCGAGCAGACGAGAAGCAAGACCCGAGAGGCUAAGGCGAACCGAAAAGUGAUCUACGGUUAUAUGUUCAUAGUCGGAACAUUCACAGUGACGUAUAUUUUUGCGUACGUGAUGCUACAAAUCCGCCACCACAUUGACUAUUGCGCAAUCGGCUACGAGAACACGAGUCAAUUUUACUUCUUUCUUCUAACAUCAAUCACGCUGCAAAACUUCAACGCCGCCUGUAAUCCGAUAGUUUAUACCGUGUGUCUAUCACACUUCAAGAAGGCGUUCCGAAAAAACAUCAUCCAGAUCGCGACAUGUUGCCGCGUUUCCGGUGAUCGUCGCGACACCCAGACUACCUUCGUUCUGGACGUUCCGGAUGACCGAAAAGCUUCAUCGUUCAGCAAAAGGUCGACGAACGAAAAGAUCUCUAGAAACUCAAUUUUGUCCAAUGGAAUUAACGUAGACAAUAAAAACUCGCCGAAUAGAAAGCCAACUAAGCAAUCGAAUUGCUAGCCAAGAAUUCAGAAUAAAAAAACUUAAUCAUAAAAAAAUAAGGCAACGUGAAAUUAUUCUAACAAACUGAUAUUUCACAAAACUAUGUUGUAUUUUUAUCACUCCAAUUAAUGUUUCCAUUACUUAGACUGUAGAUGUACAUGUAUGUAAUUCAGAUAUAGCUUUUCAGAAAAAAAAACUUUCGAUAUUGAUUGAUCAACCAAAAUGCUGCUAUAUACUUAAAAUUGAUGAAUAAAUGUUCAAUUUCUAUUUUUGUAAAUUG
Molecule: messenger RNA, 2311 nt
Organism: Symsagittifera roscoffensis
Lineage: Eukaryota; Metazoa; Xenacoelomorpha; Acoela; Convolutidae
Product: trace amine-associated receptor 8b-like
Exons: 3
Coding region: 754-2049 (431 amino acids)
Biological process (GO): G protein-coupled receptor signaling pathway
Cellular component (GO): plasma membrane
Molecular function (GO): G protein-coupled receptor activity
Source: RefSeq, a predicted model, not a curated record